Molecule: messenger RNA, 4183 nt
Organism: Pollicipes pollicipes
Lineage: Eukaryota; Metazoa; Arthropoda; Thecostraca; Pollicipedomorpha; Pollicipedidae
Product: hemicentin-1
Exons: 25
Coding region: 203-4183 (1326 amino acids)
Biological process (GO): cell-cell adhesion
Cellular component (GO): cell-cell junction; plasma membrane
Molecular function (GO): cell adhesion molecule binding
Source: RefSeq, a predicted model, not a curated record
UGCAGGCGGGUGGACCGCACGCGGGGGAGCAUGUGGACGGGUGGACGUCUGUCGGCGAUGCCGGGCCCACGGCGCUAAGUGGACAGAGUGGACGGCGCGUACAGGGCGGACCUCAGCGAGCGGGAAGCGUUGCCCGUGCCGCCGCGAUGUGUGGACGCUGAGGGGACCGCCGAGGGCGUGAGGGUCCCGCCUCAGGGCUGGCAUGUUCGGGAUGGGCUCCGCGCGUUGCUGGACCGUGCUCCUGCUCACCGGGUUUGUCACAGUCACAGGUCGGGUGCAGCAGAUCGACAUCACCGGCUUGGUGGGGGACGAGGUGCGGCUGCCCUGCGAGAUAGACGAGACCAAGUGCGGCGACGUGCACAACAUCCAGUGGUACCGCGGCGAUGGCGACACCCGCGUCUUCAUCUACUCCGAACUGGCCAAGGUCGACACCAGCGAGAACAUGCUCCAGGGCAGGGGUUACUUUGAGUACGCGAAGGGUUCGUCGACGACGGAGCUGGAGAUACGAAACCUGCGGCCGGACGACGAGAGCCUGUACAAGUGCGAGCUGACCUACCUGGAGGUCAGGGACGACUGCGCCGUCAUCCAGUUCGUCAACCUCACCACACUCGCCAAGCCGGAGAACAUCCGUAUCCUGCUGGAGGACGGCACGGAGGUCAGCCCCGGCUCCGUGAUUGGUCCGUACGAGGAGGACAGUGACCUGGUGCUGCGCUGCGAGUCGGCAGGGGGCAAGCCGGCCGCCGCCGUGACCUGGUGGAACGACACCGUCAACAUGGGAGGGGCUGCCGGAGCCGUGCUGUCGGCCGACGGGACGGGGCUGGGCACCAACGUCAUCCGUGUGCCGCUGACCCGACAUGACCUGGGGUCAGGACUCGAGUGUCAGGCCACGAACCCGGCCAGCCGCCGGGCGCUCCGCUCGACGCUUUACAUCGACCUUCAUGUUCGACCGCGGUCAGUCGAGCUCGACGGCUGGUCUGGAGCCGUCAGGGAGGGCACCAUGGUGACCUUGACCUGCAAGGUCAGCGGCGCCAGACCUGCCGCCAACAUCACCUGGUUAGCGGGAGGCCAGGAGGUGGCGACACAGUCCAAUAGCUCUGUGCACACCAAGGCGGACGGUACCGCCGACACGGUCAGCACGCUGACCUUCAGAGCGGUGAGGUCAGCGCACCGACGGCCGGUCGCCUGCGUCGCCUCCAACGCGGUCAUCGAGAGCAAGGCCGAGUCGCCGCUCCGCGCCACCGUCACCGUCCAAGUGCUGUACGCACCCUCGGUGACUGUGACGCCCGACAACAUGGCCGCUAACGAGUCAGCUGACGUCCUGCUCUUCUGCGGCCACGACGCCAACCCGGCCAACCUGACUGCCGUCACGUGGUACAAGAGUGGCCGGCAGCUGGACUUGACUGACGAGGACAAGUACGAGGGAGGCACCCUGGAGCAGCCGUCGCUCUUCAUCAAGAACGCCUCCAGGCGGGACGCCGGCCGCUACCGCUGCGAGGUGGCCAACGAGAUCGGUGGCGGCAUGGCCGACAACGAGGCCGUGGUGCACGUCCAGUACCCGCCGGAGGUCAGCCUCACCGUGACUCCGUCGGUCGCCACCGAGUCCGCCCGGCCGAACGUCACGGGCCGCUGUGACGUCACGUCCGGGGAGCCGGCCGAGCUGCUGUGGGUGCGCUGGUACCGGGAUGGCGAGCUGCUGCCUGACCCGCCGCCGUGCCGCCCCUCCGGCGCAGUGUUCGGUGGCGGCGGCGCCGACGGCCCUUGUUCGGACGAGCCGGGGCAGAUCACGCUCCUCAGCGUCACUCGAAUGCACAUGGCCAACUACAGCUGCGCCGGCCUCAGCCGCGCCGGCUGGGGCCCGCUGUCGAGGCAGAAACAACUGCUCGUGCACUACCCCCCGCACCAGGCUGCUGUGACGCACGAGCCGACCGUCGUGCUGAAGGACAUGCAGGUCACUCUGACUUGUGAGGUCGACGACCUGGGUUACCCUCCAGCCGGCCAGUACCUGUGGAUGCGCGGCAGUCACGUGGUGACGGACAUCCGGACACGACAGUGGCGAGUCGAUGCCGCUUCGCUGGAGGAGGACGACCGGUUCGGCUGCGUGGCCCACAACGUGGCCGGCAGCAGCACGGAGGGCGCUGCGCUGCUGGAUGUCCUCGCCAAGCCCCGCUUCAUAGAGCGUCCCUCUCCGUACGUGGGGGCUCUGAUCAACUCGUCGUCCAUCGCUGUCACUUGCCGCGUCGAGUGUUCCCCUCUCUGCGAGCUGGAGUGGCUCAAAGACGGCCAGGUGAUUGAAGACGGCUCGUAUUACUCGAUCAAGACGGGCGCCCUGGAGCCGGACCCGAGGACCAACGACUUCGAGUCGGUCGUGUCUACCCUCACCUGGAACAUAACGGCCUGGCCCAACCAGACGCUGGACCGGGUCCGGGACAACGCCAACUACACCUGCCGCAGCACGUCCAACACCGUCGGGCUGGGGGUCAGCAGCACCACCCUCUUCACUGUCGAGUACCCGCCGCUGGAUGUCACCGUAACGCCCGCCGUGCUCUCGGUGGAGGAGGGGGCCGCACUAGGGUCCGUCCACUGCACCUCAAGUGCACUGCCGGCCGCCAGCCACGUGUGGACGCGCGAUGACGAGGUCAUUCAGACGGGGGGCAGGCUGCGGCUGGAUGCCAGCGGCGGCGCCAGCAGAACGCACUCCGGAGAGUACCUUUGUCGGGCGCAGAACAAGCACGGCGCCUUCGCUGCGCCGCUUCUUGUGCGCGUCAUGUACGUUCCCGAGUGCAGCAUCGGCCAGAUGGAGCAGGACGGCGAGUACCUGCUCGUCUGCACGGUCGACGCCGUGCCCGACGACGUGGCCUUCACCUGGCGCUUCGACAACGAGACGCUGACGGAGCGGAUCCGGACCGAGGGCACCGUCAGCACGCUGACCGUGCGACCGGGCAGCAGGGACUUCGGCACCUACCACUGUUUGGUCAACAACUCGAUCGGCGCCGGCCUGCCCUGCAACAUCGAUGUUGCCGGCGUGAGUGGCUGGCAAAUGAGCCUGGACGGCGUGAGCGUCAUCAUGGUCAUCACCACCGUGACGGCCACGGCGGUGACCGUGGCCGUGGUGUGCGCCGUGAUGUUCAGAGUCUGCCGCCACCGCCGCCCCAAGGACCGCUAUGGCGUUCCUGACCCGCUACAGGGAAGAGAUGCCUUUUACCAUCGAGAGGAGAGGGCUCUGAUUCGGCCCUCUCUGCUUCCGGGGCCCCCCUCCAACCCUGACAUCGUUAAACUGCCAGGGAGCGACUCCAGCACCAAGUCGUCGACGAACGGCUCCGGCUCGAGCUCAGUCGAGGGCCGACCGCUGUACGAGAGCCUCAGCCUGCACAGACCGCCGUGCAAGCCUAUUGGAGGUGGUGCAGGUGGCAGGGUCAGCAGCAGGCAGAGUCUCCCGUCAAACCCAAGCCACGGUCACCCGACAGAUAGUAGCCAGAGUCGACCGACAGACAGUAGCCAGAGUCGACCACCAAGCGAACUGAGUCAGAACGGCUCCUCCGGCUACGGCAGCACCUUCUCCCAGGGCAACCCGCAGUACGGCUCCAUGCGCUCCCAGCACAGCUUCCAGUACGGAUCCACGCGGUCGCAGCGAGCCGACCCGGAGCGGCACGGACAGCAGCUGCUGCCCAUCCCACAGUCGCCCGACCUGCCGGACACGCCGACCACGCUCGACGAGACCACGCAGAGCGAAGCCAACAAUAACGACUGCGAGCGGCCCACGCCCCCGCAACGAGGCCCGGCCGCCAAGCCGCCUUACCACAACCUUAGCUUGCCGCACGGAGGGAACGGGGCGCGCCAGCGACAGGCUCAGAACCAAGCUGAGCGCCAAAAACGCUCGCAAAAUCAGACUGAAAGUCAGUUACAGUCACAGAGCCCGCCCACCGAUGCUGUGGAGAGGUUCUGCCCGCAGUCGCUAGGCCAGACACCGCCGGGGCCACACGCUGCGGCCAGCCGGGGCUUCUACAGCUGUAGCCAGCCGGGCAGCACGCGGCUCUGCCACGUUGACGUGGUGCCGGCCAGUGAGCAGCGGCCGCCGCAACAGCGACCGGCUUCCGGCAGCGCGCCGCGGCCCUGGAAGGAGUACGUGCCGACCGAGUACGCGGUGAUGCAGUUCUCGGGCGCCAGUCACGAGAUAGACGUGUGA